GAGAAGCUGAAGGACAUGGUGACCUUUGUCUCAGGCUGCAGCUUCUCUCUGGAAGAGGCCUUGGAGAAGGCCGAGCUCUCUAGAAGAGACCCAGCAGGUCACAGCCACACGGCAGCAUAUCGGACCGCGGUGCCUCGUGCCACCGUUGCUGGUUUCUGCUGCCCCCUGGUGGUCACAGUGAGACCCAUUUCUAAGGACAAACCGGAAAGGCCGCUGCAGGUCUCUUGUUCCACGGCGGGUGAGCAAGGACAGCGCAUCCACAUCGGCCACCCAGAACUGUUGAGAAUCAAAGAGCUUCCCAAACCUGACUAUGGGGACCAUGUGGUGUGGCAGCCAGGGGACGCCCCAGUAUUCUGGCCUUCUCAGCUGACCAGUCUUGAAGCCGUCAGCAGCUGCAAUGCUCCGCUGGCUUUCACCAGCAUGCCGGGUUGCACAGUAACCCAUCUGAAAGAUGCAAAGACUGCAGCCCAGUGUCUCACCCCUGAGAAAGUUCCAGAAAUCCAUCUCAUUCCCCAAGACCCUUUGCACUACAGCAUCGCGUCAGCUUCAGCUGAUUCAGAGAAGAUCAGAGAACUAGAGUUGACAGUUGCCAUAGACCCAGGUAAGAAACGAAGCAUUUACACCUCAUGACCUGAAGAAAUGUAUCAUUCUUAUAAUUCGCUGUCCCUUGGCCACUCCGUGCUGAUCACCAUCGGAUUGCCCACGCAUUUCAAUCACGAGCCCCCGGAAGAGAUGGAUGGUCCUCCGGGAGGCAUUGCCCUGACCACCUUCCUGCAGGCCCUGGGGAAGGAGGGCUCCAUGGUGGUUGACCAGAAAGCCUUGACCUUGCACAGGAAGCUUGUCGAGGAUGCUGUCGAGCAAGGUGUUCUGAAGACCCAGAUCCCACUAUUGACUUACCAAGGAAGGUCAGUGGAAGAUGCUCAGGCCUUUCUAUGCAAAGAUGGGGACACCAAGUCACCCAGAUUUGCCCACCUGCUGGCCAUUGAGCAUGCUGGAUGGGCUGCCAACGGCAAUUACCACAACACCAGGAAGAUGACAUUGAAGCACUUAGUGGACCCCACUGACGAUCCGUUCCCAGCACAGAAGAUUCCUGGAAUCUCAUUGAUGGGAAUUGGUGAUGGAGGCAACGAGCUUAGGAUGGGCAAAGUGAAGGAGGCCGUGAAGAAACACAUAGGAAAUGGGGAUGUCAUUGCCUGUGAUGUGGAGGCUGCCUAUUCCGUUUCUGUUGUCGUCCUAGGUGUUUCUAACUGGGGUGGCUGGGCCUUGGCCUGUGCACUCUUCAUCCUGAACUCCUGUGAGGCCCACAGGCAUUAUCUGAGGAAGGCAGUGGGACCGUCAGAGCCCCCAGAGCAGGGCUGGACUCAGGCCCUGCCAUCUGUCGCCAAGCAGGAAAAAACGUUGGGCAUCCUAGUACAGCACAAGGUCCGAAGUGGAGUCUCAGGCAUCAUGGGCAUGGAGGUGGAUGGGCUGCCCUUCCCUGGAGUCCAUGCCGAGAUGAUCCAGAAGCUAGCGGACAUCACCGAGGGGCACAUGUGACUGACCGUGUUAAGAAUGUGCAAGGUUCCUGCGUGACAGUCAGGCCUAUACAGAGGCAGGAGCUCCCCAAGAGCCUCAGCUUCUUAUCACAGCAGCCUUGCAAACCAACACUGGCCCUGGGGGAGCAGUAUACUCACUCCCUGUGCUCUUACCGGGAGGAAACAGCCACAUAGGGCUGAUGGUGCGGCCCAGAGACUCUUCUAUGGGGCUUGGAAUUUGUGCUGUGUGUUUGAUGCUGUAGGGGCAUUCAGCCCCCUUCAUGGGGGCUCAUUCAGGCAGCCGCUGUGUUCAUCCUGAGGGCCUUCUUGCCUGUCACUUACACAGACAGCAAUUAAUCAGUAGGCAGAGCAUGAGAAUAGGUCUCACCAAGGCCAGGAAUAAUCCUUUAGGCCAAGAAAGGGUAAAAUGCACAGACAUGGAGUGUGUACUUACAAAAUAUUUGGCCUUUGUGGAAGGUUUACUCAGCAUCACCAAAACAUUUAUAGCUUUGAAAGGCCUUCUUUCUCAAUCUGCCUUUUGUUUACUCAGGCAAAUGAUCUCUCCAGAAGUUGCCUCCCUUCUUGUCUUCAUGUCCCAUCAACCCCUCCUUCCACCUCCUCCUCACCCACUCAGCAGAAGCCCAAGCACAAGCACAAGCUGGACACUUGCACCUCCCAGCCUUGGUGGGCACCUGCAGCCCUGGAGUCCAACGUGGGAUCAAACUGACCAGAGCUUCAGGGGAUACGCAGUCGUCCUAGUCAGCAUGUCCUGGUCUCUUUCAUAAACUCCCACUGCACGUUUUCCAACAGAAUCAGAAGCUGAAGCAUUGACUAUGCCCUAUUCCACUCCUAGAUCUUGCACCAGGACAGCAUCUUGUGUGGUAGGUACCCUGCUGAGCGACAGCUGAUUCAUCCGGAUGGGCCAGACCCAGCUCAGGCUCUACUGUUUGUCAGGCUUACUUUAUUUCAAUUCCUAAAAUGUGUCUAGUUUGUUUUUUGGUUCUUUUUCAUCACUGGGCAAUGAACCUAGAGUCUCAAGCAUGUUGGACAAUCCCUCUACCACAGCGCUGCACUCCUAACCAUUUUUAUUUUAUUUUGAAACACAGCCUUGCUAAAUUACUACAGCCGAACUUUACAUUGCAAUCCUCCUGCCUCCUGAGUAGCUGGGAUUACAGGCAUGAGAUGCCAUGCUUAGUUUAGUUUGAUUUUUUUUUAAAAAAGGAGUUUGAAGAAUGAACAUAGUAUAAAAAUAAACUGUAACAUUUUAUACUCUAAUAAAACAUAAGUAUAGUAAA
Molecule: messenger RNA, 2809 nt
Organism: Cavia porcellus (domestic guinea pig)
Lineage: Eukaryota; Metazoa; Chordata; Mammalia; Rodentia; Caviidae
Gene: Dglucy
Product: D-glutamate cyclase
Biological process (GO): glutamate metabolic process
Molecular function (GO): D-glutamate cyclase activity
Source: RefSeq, a predicted model, not a curated record